This is a messenger RNA of Batrachochytrium dendrobatidis JAM81, 864 nucleotides long. RefSeq lists its product as uncharacterized. Gene Ontology annotation, biological process: exocytosis; intracellular protein transport; vesicle fusion. The coding region runs from base 1 to 864 and encodes 287 amino acids. Gene Ontology annotation, cellular component: endomembrane system; SNARE complex; plasma membrane. The record is from RefSeq and is a predicted model, not a curated record. Lineage: Eukaryota; Fungi; Chytridiomycota; Chytridiomycetes; Rhizophydiales. Gene Ontology annotation, molecular function: SNARE binding; SNAP receptor activity. The transcript has 7 exons.
AUGGCGAGUAUGCGAGAUGCAAUGAAGCGACUGGAGAUAAUCUAUACAGAGUGUGCUCCAGAAGCCAUUGAAGAAAAGAACACAGACGCCAGCUUGGACGAGUUCAGCCGUAUUCGAAAAAAGCUGCAUGCUGAUGUCAAGUCUGUUCGUCAGGCACUCAAAGAACGACAAGAUGUGAUGCGUGGAGGUUGCACAACAACUGAAUCGGCAGAGGCUUCGUACAAAAUUCGUGUGAUGAUCAAAACAUUAAAAGAGCAGACUGCACGCAUGCAAGAAAUCGUGGACAAGGAAGGUCGAAAGAAACGACCCAAGGAUCCAGCGUUGGUUGCAGAGCAUAAAGAGAUUUUGGAACUAUGCAAACAACACGUUGAUGAAUGUGAGAAUUUGGAGAAACGAAGACAAGCGGAUGGAUAUGCAGCUGAUCGAAUCGAGCUAUUUAGUGGAGGUGGAAAUAAUACAAAUGGAGGUGAUGGUGUUUCUGGUGCAGGCCAUGGUGAUAACGACGAUCACAAUGACCCUUUUACCCAUUCAGAUCUUCCAGACAUUGAUGUAGAGGAAGACUUGAAGGCCAUUAAAAAUAGAAACAAGGAUAUUAAUCAAGAUCUUGAAAACAUUGGUGUUGGUGUGGCCAAAUUAAAGGAGAUUGCCCUAGAUAUGGGACAGGAGCUUGAAAAUCAAAAUCAAAACCUGGAUAACCUUGAUCACAAGGUGGAAGGUGCUUUAGACCAUGUCGACAAUAUCAACAUUACAAUGAAAAAAACACUAGAUGGAGUUAUGAAAGGGGACAAGUUUAUGGUCAAUUGUAUUUUACUCUGUGUCGUUUUGGCGCUAGUUGCAUUCAUUUCUACUCAAUUUAUGCACUGA